CCAGUCCCUCACUGGUAUCCUGUGUUCCCAGCAAGUCUACUGGCCACCAAGAGCAGCCCACUGCAGGCCUGGUAACAGGACUUUCCUCACAUCAUUUUGAGAUCCACUGUUGCCCAGGAGCCUGAGAGGUGACAGACGUGUUUUAGGGGCCACAAUGCAGGGGAAGGUGAAGGAGCAGACACUUUAAGGGAAGGGGUUUAGGACCAACACUGCAACCUAGUGUUUUGGUAUGUUUAUGCAUAUAGUUCAAAAGGGCAGUGAGGCUCCUGACCACAUGAAGUAAGCAGAUUUAAUUCAUGGGAAAAUGUUUCUCCACACCUCAUAGAAACAUUACAGAAGGAGAACUGAAGGAAUUGCCAUGGAAAUUCAAAGAACUGAAUGAAUGAUUAUACGUUAAGUUUGCAUGUUGUGCUACAGGUAUCUGUUGUAAGGCUAUCAGAGAAUAACAAAUGCUGAAUUGAGAACAAUAGUUUUAUUUCAUGUCUUUUUGAAAGAUUAACUGUUGCUUUUUGUAAAUAUGCAAAGAUCUGUAGGAGUGGAAAUGCAAAGCACAGCAUUCAUGCCAUUAACAUGCUAAUUCAUCUGGAGGGAAUUGAAAAAGUAGUUUCACCUAUUUUAUUUGCGUGUCCCUGCUAGUCUGUUACAGAACCUGUUAAGCUACCAUGCUGUGGCAUAGUUAACAACCCUGAGGGGAACAUCAACCUUAGGGAUCGUGGGAUGUCCCACCAUGUACAGCAUGAGACUAGCAUAGGUCAAGGGUAGGAUGACAGGCACUGCAAUCUUCCUGUUUGUGAAACACAGACAAGGAUGAUAAACUAGCAGGGCAGAUUUAAGCAUUAAGUGGGAGGUGGAGGGAGGCGUGGGAGUGCUGUGUUCCGCAUGUACAUUCUGCUGGGAGAAUGUUGUACUGGGCAGCUUGGGAGUGCUGUGUGCUGUGCCUGGCUAAGGAGAUGUUUGGCUUUGUGGAUGAAAGCAGUCAUGCUGGUUUGGUGAAGCAACUCAGAGCUGAGGCAUGUGCCAUGGAUUAUGUGUGAGUGCUGCAGCUUGUGCUACGUUCCCAUGGGUUGGUUAAUGUGCCUGCCUCUAUGGCCUGUGUGCUCUGUGUAGCGUAAUCAGAGAGCUGGUGUGGAUCCAGCUUUGCUGUACUUCAUCAACAACUAUCAGGAAAGAAAGUAUUGUUUCCUCUGAAUUCUCUUCAAUUCUGCACAACAACUCAAAAUUAAUACCUUUAAUUAUUUGGGAGAAUGGAUUGUUUGAUUAGAAAGCUGAGGAAAGCUUUAUGAUUUGAGAAUUAAAUGUCGCAAAGAACCAUAUGUGUGCAAUUAUCUCUUAAACUUUAGCUAUUCUAUAACUUCAAGUAAUUUCAUUGUGUUUUCAGCCUUUAUGCCACUGUGGUCUUUCAUCAUUGUUACUCAUGUCCCAGAAAAGUGAGUCCAACAUAUUUUGGGAGAUAUGAUAGAAAAUAACGAGCAGUUAUAAAAAACAGGUUAGCAAACCAGUGGAAUUCUCAUGCAUGAGAGCUAAUAAGUGACUUUUUCAAUAAACUAACUGUAGGAUGUAAAGUAAAAAAGGAGCUUCCAUGCUUCUUAGCAUGAGUCACAAGAGAAAUGAACUCAGCAGAAAAAUGUCAUGUUUCAGUGGUGUGUCCAACAUAUCUCAAAGGGUACAGGAACAUAAAAGAAUCUGUAAUAAUAUAUCUGUCUUUUCCCAAAGAACUAACGUUAGUACUGGUUCCAAAGUAAAUGGAAUUCUGACAUGGUUAGUGUCAAACAGUUUCAAAACCUGCAAGAAAAGACAUUGAUACAUAAAACCCAUUUUCUAAUUUAAGACACAUUAGAGGAAGGGAAAUUUUGAAUGGGAUGGAAACUGAUACUAUGUUGAAAUAUCUGGGUAAUGUGUGUUGCCUUUUCAUGGAAACCUGACGAAUUCAUUGCACUUAUUACCUGGAAAUAGAAGAAUGUGAGCAGCAGUAAAAACCAAGGUAAAAGGAACCACAUUACUUUCAGAUAAAUUUCAAGAGCUUCAGAGCUUCCCACUCUUCAAAGGCUUUCUGCAAUAAAAACUUCCAGCAGAAGAGCAUAUGUGGAAUAACAAAGCUUAAUAAAAAAACAGCUAAAUGAAAAGGAAGGUGACAGCCAGGAAUCAUAAAUCAAAGAAAGAAAUGCUGUGAUCAGGAUGCAGCUUUCUGAGGUGCUUAGAAAUAGAAAGAUGCUUUUGAAAACCGUGCUGGACUGAAGACCUAGACUGAGAUUCCCAGACUCUAAUAAAAAUACGGCAUACCAAAGCGCUGGCUAAAUGAUGCCUAAGCAGUCAAACACAUUGUCCUGGCCAGUACUGGAAUCUGUUGCUACUGUGACUUUGCUACCUCUACCAGCAGUGGCUACAGUUAUAGUGAGCAAGAGGCAUAUAAGAACUGCUGAUCCGGAUGAUUUUACUUCAUCUGAAAACUGAGACAUUAUUUGAUAAUCAGAUGAAUGCUUCAAAAAAGGAAGACUCAGAAAGCAUUAAUAAAAAUGACACUUCAAAGAAGAUGUCUGUUGAGAGAGUUUAUCAGAAAAAGACUCAGCUUGAGCACAUCCUCCUCCGUCCAGAUACCUACAUUGGGUCAGUUGAACCCUUAACUCAGUUAAUGUGGGUUUAUGAUGAAGAUGUAGGAAUGAACUGCAGAGAAGUUACCUUUGUUCCAGGCUUGUACAAGAUAUUUGAUGAAAUUCUUGUAAAUGCUGCUGACAAUAAGCAGAGGGACAAGAAUAUGACUUGUAUUAAAAUAUCCAUUGAUCCGGAAUCGAACAUUAUCAGCAUAUGGAAUAAUGGAAAGGGGAUACCAGUUGUGGAACACAAAGUAGAAAAAGUAUACGUACCUGCUUUAAUCUUUGGGCAGCUGCUAACAUCCAGCAAUUAUGAUGAUGAUGAGAAAAAAGUUACAGGUGGACGCAAUGGCUAUGGUGCAAAACUUUGUAACAUUUUUAGUACAAAGUUUACAGUUGAAACUGCUUGCAAAGAGUACAAACACAGCUUUAAGCAGACUUGGAUGAACAACAUGAUGAAGACCUCUGAGCCCAAGAUUAAACAUUUCGAAGGUGAUGACUACACAUGCAUUACAUUCCAGCCAGAUCUGUCUAAAUUUAAAAUGGAAAAGCUUGAUAAGGAUAUUGUGGCCCUCAUGACAAGACGAGCCUACGAUUUGGCUGGGUCAUGCAAAGGAGUCAAAGUCAUGUUGAAUGGGAAGAAACUACCUGUAAAUGGAUUUCGCAGCUACGUAGAUCUUUACGUUAAGGACAAGCUGGAUGAAACCGGAGUCGCACUCAAAGUCAUCCACGAAGUGGUGAAUGAACGAUGGGAUGUGUGCCUCACUCUGAGUGAAAAAGGGUUCCAGCAGAUCAGCUUUGUAAAUAGUAUAGCUACCACAAAGGGUGGUAGGCAUGUUGAUUAUGUGGUGGAUCAGGUUGUGGGCAAACUGAUAGAAGUGGUGAAAAAGAAGAAUAAAGCUGGAGUCUCAGUCAAACCAUUUCAGGUGAAGAACCAUAUAUGGGUUUUUGUUAAUUGCUUGAUUGAAAACCCAUCAUUUGAUUCCCAGACAAAGGAAAACAUGACAUUGCAGCCUAAAAGUUUUGGGUCCAAGUGCCAGCUAUCUGAGAAAUUUUUUAAAGCAGCCUCUAACUGUGGUAUCAUAGAGAGUAUUUUGAAUUGGGUCAAAUUUAAGGCACAAACUCAACUGAACAAAAAAUGUUCAUCAGUGAAACACAGUAAAAUCAAGGGCAUUCCAAAACUGGAUGAUGCUAAUGAUGCUGGUGGCAAACAUUCCUUGGACUGCACGUUGAUAUUAACAGAAGGAGACUCAGCCAAAUCUUUAGCUGUCUCUGGCCUAGGUGUUAUUGGUAGAGACAGAUAUGGAGUCUUCCCACUCAGGGGCAAAAUUCUCAAUGUCCGAGAAGCUUCUCACAAACAGAUUAUGGAAAAUGCAGAAAUCAACAACAUCAUCAAAAUAGUUGGAUUACAAUACAAGAAAAGCUAUGAAGAUCCAGAAUCUCUGAAAAGUUUGAGAUAUGGAAAAAUCAUGAUCAUGACAGAUCAGGAUCAGGAUGGAUCUCACAUAAAGGGCUUGUUGAUCAAUUUUAUUCAUCACAAUUGGCCAUCACUGUUGAAACAUGGUUUUCUUGAGGAAUUCAUCACUCCUAUUGUGAAGGCAAGCAAAAAUAAGCAAGAACUUUCAUUCUAUAGUAUUCCUGAAUUUGAUGAGUGGAAAAAGCAUAUGGAAAAUCAUAAAGCAUGGAAGAUAAAAUACUACAAAGGAUUGGGUACCAGCACUGCUAAAGAAGCAAAAGAAUAUUUUGCUGACAUGGAAAGACAUCGGAUCUUGUUUCGAUAUGCUGGGCCUGAGGAUGAUGCUGCCAUUACACUGGCCUUCAGUAAGAAGAAGAUUGAUGACCGAAAAGAAUGGUUAACAAAUUUCAUGGAAGACAGGCGACAGCGUCGACUACAUGGCCUUCCUGAGCAAUUUUUAUAUGGUACAGCAACAAAACAUUUGACUUACAAUGAUUUCAUUAACAAGGAGUUGAUCCUUUUCUCAAAUUCAGACAAUGAGAGAUCUAUCCCUUCCCUUGUUGAUGGUCUGAAACCAGGGCAACGCAAGGUUCUGUUCACUUGCUUUAAGAGAAAUGAUAAACGUGAAGUAAAGGUUGCUCAGCUGGCUGGUUCUGUGGCUGAAAUGUCAGCUUAUCACCAUGGGGAGCAAGCAUUAAUGAUGACCAUUGUCAACUUGGCUCAGAACUUUGUUGGAAGUAACAAUGUGAAUCUGCUACAACCUAUUGGUCAGUUUGGCACCAGGCUUCAUGGUGGAAAGGAUGCUGCCAGCCCUCGCUAUAUUUUCACCAUGUUAAGCCCUUUAGCAAGGCUACUUUUUCCAUCAAUGGAUGACAACUUGCUUAAAUUCUUGUAUGAUGACAACCAGCGUGUAGAGCCUGAAUGGUACAUUCCCAUCAUUCCCAUGGUCUUAGUAAAUGGAGCUGAAGGAAUUGGUACUGGCUGGGCGUGCAAACUUCCAAACUAUGAUACCAGAGAGAUUGUAAACAAUGUCAGACGAAUGCUGGAUGGCCUAGAUCCCCACCCAAUGCUUCCAAACUACAAAAAUUUCAAAGGAACCAUUCAGGAACUUGGUCAAAAUCAGUAUGUAGUGAGUGGUGAAAUAUUUGUGGUGGACAGGAACACAGUAGAAAUUACAGAGCUCCCUGUAAGGACAUGGACCCAGGUGUACAAAGAACAGGUUCUAGAACCUAUGUUGAAUGGGACUGAAAAAACUCCAGCAUUGAUUUCUGACUAUAAGGAAUACCACACUGAUACAACUGUGAAAUUUGUUGUGAAGAUGACAGAAGAAAAGCUUGCACAGGCAGAAGCUGCCGGAUUGCACAAAGUCUUUAAGCUUCAAACAAGUCUUACUUGUAAUUCUAUGGUGCUGUUUGAUCACAUGGGGUGCUUGAAGAAGUAUGAAACCGUGCAGGACAUCUUGAAGGAGUUCUUUGAUCUGCGGUUACAUUAUUACAGCCUGCGCAAGGAGUGGCUGGUGGGAAUGCUGGGUGCAGAGUCCACCAAGCUGAACAACCAAGCUCGUUUCAUCCUGGAGAAGAUACAAGGAAAAAUUAGCAUUGAGAACAGAUCAAAAAGAGAUUUGAUUCAGAUGUUGGUCCAGAGAGGUUAUGAAUCUAAUCCAGUAAGAGCCUGGAAAGAAGCACAGGAGAAGGCAGCAGAAGAGGAAGACUCUCAGAAUGCAAAUGAUGAUGCUUCCUCUUCUUCUGGUGCAACCUCUGGCCCUGACUUCAACUACAUUUUGAACAUGUCCCUGUGGUCACUCACAAAAGAGAAGGUGGAAGAGUUGAUUAAGGAGAGAGAUUCCAAGGAGAGAGAACUAAAUGAUCUUAAAAGGAAAUCUCCUUCAGACCUCUGGAAAGAAGAUCUAGCAGCCUUUGUUGAAGAGCUUGAAAAAGUAGAAGCACAGGAAAGGGAAGAUAUUCUGACUGGCAUGGUUGGCAAACCAAUAAAAGGCAAAGUUGGUAAACCCAAGGUGAAGAAACUCCAGCUGGAAGAGACCAUGCCAUCACCAUUUGGCAGAAGAAUAGUUCCACAGAUUACAUCUGCCAUGAAAGCUGAUGCCAGCAGGAAAUUGCUGAAAAAGAAAAAGGGUGAAACUGAUUCUCUAGCAAUAAAAAUGGAAUUUGAUGAAGAGUUUGGUAGUGUGCCAGCUGAGGGUGGUGGGGAUGACUCACUGAAUGCAUCAGCUGCAGCAGCUAAAACCCCUAAACCCAAGAGAGAGAAGAAGGAGCCUGGUGCCAGGGUAAGAAGGACUCCAUCAUCUACAAAAUCCAGUGCAAAAAAAGUGAAGAAACGAAACCCAUGGUCAGAUGAUGAAUCCAAGUCUGAAAGUGAUUUAGAAGAAAAUGAGCCUGUGAUUAUUCCAAGAGACUCUCUGCUUAGGAGAGCUGCAGCUGAGAGGCCCAAGUACACUUUUGACUUCUCAGAAGAAGAAGAUGAUGCUGACGACGAUGAUGAUGCCAACAAUAACAACGAUUUGGAUGAGCUCAAAGUAAAAGCCUCUCCAGUUGCAAAUGACAGAGAGGAUGAGUUUGUUCCCUCAGACAGUUUAGAAAAAGAUGAGUAUGACUUCUCCCCAGCCAAAUCAAAGCCAUCUCCAGAUAGAAAAACAUCUCAAGCCAAGAAGAAUCAAGAUUUUGGGAACAUCUUCUCUUUUCCAUCUUACUCUCAGAAGACAGAUGAUGAUACAACAAAAUUGGACAGUGAUGAUGAGGAUUCUGCUCCUGUUUUCUCAUCAUCUUUUGCCCCAAAACAGACAGAGAAAAUUCCAAGUAAAACAGUAGCUGCUAAAAAGGCAAAACUAGAUGCGCCCCCUAAGCCUAAAAGAGCUCCUAAGGCCAAGAAGGUGGAAACUGUGAACUCUGAUUCAGAUUCAGAAUUCGGCAUUCCAAAGAAGACGGCAGCACCCAAAGGAAAAGGCAGAGGGGCAAAGAAAAGGAAAGCAUCUGGUUCAGAAAAUGAAGGUGAAUACAACCCUGGGAAGAAAACACCCAAAUCCACACCAAGCAAGAAAUCCAAGAAGACAGCUUUUGACCAGGAUUCUGAUGUGGAAAUCUUCCAGUCAGGCUUUGCCUCCGAAACUGCCCCAAAGCCGCGGACAGGCCGGGCUAGAAAAGAAGUGAAAUAUUUUGCAGAGUCUGAUGAAGAUGAUGAUUUUGAUAUGUUUAAUUAAGUGCCCAAAGAGCACAAAAAUGUUUUCCAACAAGUAUCUUGUGUUGUCCUUUUGUCCCCUCUGUCGCAAACUUUUGUACAUUUGACUUAUUUUAUGUGAUAAUGUAAUUGAUGGUUUUUAUUAUUGUGUGUAGGCAUUUUAACAUUUUGUUCUUACACCUACAGUUUUAUGCUCUUUUUUACUCAUUGAAAUGUCAUGUAUUUGUCUGGCUUGUAGAGAUGUUCUAGACAGCUGUGCUAAAGCACAUUUUAAUUGUCAUGGUUGCAAACAGCAAACCUGCUUUUUGAAAUGAAGUUUAAACAUUAAAAAAUGGAAAACUA
This is a messenger RNA of Parus major (Great Tit), 7578 nucleotides long. It is a transcript of the gene TOP2B, whose product is annotated as DNA topoisomerase II beta. The coding region runs from base 2426 to 7258 and encodes 1610 amino acids. Gene Ontology annotation, molecular function: DNA topoisomerase type II (double strand cut, ATP-hydrolyzing) activity; ATP binding; DNA binding. Lineage: Eukaryota; Metazoa; Chordata; Aves; Passeriformes; Paridae. The record is from RefSeq and is a predicted model, not a curated record. Gene Ontology annotation, biological process: resolution of meiotic recombination intermediates; sister chromatid segregation; DNA topological change. The transcript has 37 exons. Gene Ontology annotation, cellular component: nucleus.